AUGACCGACGAAACCACUGGCGGUUCAGCCCCGCCGCCGAAGAAGCGCUCGUUUUUCAAGAAGGCAGCAUGGCAGACAAAGCCGAAAACAGACGGCGAGAAGGAGAAGGACAUGUUUAGCCACUCGAGCGAGUACGCGGAGAUCCUUGCAGAUGAAGCCAGCCGGAAGAAAGAGCGGAGAGAGAAGCAGCGGAGAGAGGAGGAGGAAAAGAAGAAGCUUAAGGCGGAGGAGGAGCGCCGGAGGAAGAGGAGGAAGGUUUCCACCGAGGAGCCUCUGUCACCCGAGGUUGGACCUGGUAACUUCGGCGAGAGUGCAAGCGGGGGGAAGACGAGGAGUAGUGGUCAUGACCGGUCCAGUCUCUCGCCCCUCUCGCCCCUCCCAGCACGCAAUACAGACACCCUUAACGAUCGGUACGAGUCACUUACCAGAGCAUCGAAGACCGUGGAGAAACAACCGUCAGGAGUCAUUGAUCUCAGUGAUUCCGAACCUGACGUAGAUGACGCGAAGGAUACUUCAUACAAGGGCUCGAGCCAGCGCAAUAUACCACAGUUACCUUCAAAACCUGCGCCAUCUGCCGUCAUAGAUGUGGACGAUGACUUAGAAGAAGUGUUGGACCCAAGAUUGGCGGAGCUAGCGGCAAAGGCCAGGGCAAGGGCAGCAAACAGGGCGAAAGAAUCAAAUGCGAAUAAAACCGAUGUUCUAGGAUCAGGUCCUCAGAAGGAAACUGUGGUACAGUUGUUGAUCGAUUCGGAACUCGAAAACACAAAGCCUCUGUUGGUCAAAAUCAUGUCGAACAGUACUCUUGAAGUGCCACGAAAGGCAUGGUGCAGGGCGCAAGGUUUCACGGAUCAGGUCACUGCUGACAUAUUCUUCACUUGGAAUAUGAAGCGGCUUUUCGAUAGCACAAAGGUGGAGCGGUGUGGCAUACGGAUUGACGCGAAUGGAUGGGUCACCGUGGAAGGCAGUACGGAUAUUUACGACGAGACGAACGUGCCUAAGAUCUUUCUUCAAGCGUGGACGGCCCGGGCACUCAAAGAGGCAAAAGAUAGAGAGGCCAGAGAAGAGGAAGAGCGUAAGAAGGCUGAAGCGCGACCCGCUCUCGUUGAGGAACCGUUGGACCCUGAGCCGGCGGCCCAAAAGAAGAGCUAUAGGCUCAUCUUGAAGGCCAAAGGGAAACCUGAUUUCAAGCUCACGGUUCAUGAGGACACCACCUUCGAAAGACUUGCCUCGGUCUACAAGCAAAAGCUCUCGAUUCCCUCCGGCGAGCCCAUCACACUUAUGUUCGACGGUGACCGGCUUCGGCCGAUGGAUACUAUCGCCGAUGCAGAUAUUGAUGAUUUGGAUGCUCUUGAAGUUCACUUUAAGUGA
Aaosphaeria arxii CBS 175.79 is the source of this 1368-nucleotide messenger RNA. RefSeq lists its product as uncharacterized. The coding region runs from base 1 to 1368 and encodes 455 amino acids. Gene Ontology annotation, molecular function: protein binding. The transcript is spliced from 3 exons. NCBI's taxonomy places the organism in Eukaryota, Fungi, Ascomycota, Dothideomycetes, Pleosporales. The record is from RefSeq and is a predicted model, not a curated record.